This is a messenger RNA of Fusarium tjaetaba, 1005 nucleotides long. RefSeq lists its product as uncharacterized. The record is from RefSeq and is a predicted model, not a curated record. Bases 1 to 1005 code for a protein of 334 amino acids. The transcript is spliced from 2 exons. Lineage: Eukaryota; Fungi; Ascomycota; Sordariomycetes; Hypocreales; Nectriaceae. Gene Ontology annotation, molecular function: protein binding.
AUGGCACUCCUAGGAUUGCCCCCCGAGAUACUCAAAAAGAUCUUUGAUCAACUUGACCCGUCAUUCUUUAAAGAGGAUCUAAGCCGCCUUACAGUCUGCAAGAAGUGGCUCGAGUUUGCUCUUCCUGCAUGCCUCAAACACGUCACCCUCUCUCACAAAGCCCUACGAACUCUAGCUGCCUCUUCGGUAGCAAAAGGGUCUUCGCCUGUUGAAGGUCAUCUGGAAAGAGGACUGGAGAGUGACCUAGAUGAUGGCCUUGCCCAACUUGCCAUUGUAGCCCAGCAGUCUCCUCGAUUGCGGACAUUACGCAUGCGAGCCUCAAGUUCCUCCUUGCAAUUUCCCCUCUUUCCCCCCGGAGGCUAUCUGUCACUGUCUACUAUGCGAGCAUUGCUCUCGGUGGAGAAUCUGAGCGUUUUGGUGCCGGAUCUCUCUGGAACGACCUUGAAUUCUUCAGGACUGACGCAGGUGGACGAACACCAUAUCUGCCCAUUCAUUGGCGCCCUUCUUAGUACCCUCAAAACGCUUCACUUGCGCUUGUGCAGCAUCUGCCCUGAUGUAUUGAAGACCCAGGGCCCCGAUACGAAGCUGAGACUAAGCACUGUGGCGAUCAACUUAUGUCUGCCUCCAGAUCAGCCGAGAAUACUGCCGUGGAAACAUUCAACACCAUGCGAAGACCUGGCCGGUGGAUUGACCCAAUUGAGGGAUGACAUACAGGAACAGGCGGAAGUUCUCGUAACUCGCAUGGAAUCACCCAAAACCAUAAGGAUCUUGACACACCCCUUCCGGCAACUCGAUACACAAUCGCUGGAUGUUUUGACUGGCAAGACAAUGAAACUGGAAGAUGAUGCGGCAUGGGAUGAGGAUGGCGAAACUAUAACGGAAACUGUCUAUGAGGACUGGGAAUCAGAAGCAGACUUCGACACUCCGAUUUUCCAAACUCCAGUUUUCCAAACUCCAGUUUUCCAAACUCCAGACGACGAAUUUGAUGAUUUCUUGUUCGACUAG